AUGAAAGAUUAUAUUUCAUCUCCUUUAUCUCCAUCAAAUAAAAAGAUGCCAGAUAAUCAAAAAAUUUCACCAACAAAUACACCAAUUAGAAAAAAGUUAUUUGAAAAUACACAAUCACCAAUACAUUUUAUAAGUAAUAAUAAUAAUAAUAAUAUUACAACGCCAGCUAAAGGAUUGGCAUCAGUUAUUAAAUUUAAUAGUAGUAAUUAUGGAAAUCAUCAUCAUCAACAUCAUCAUCAACAUCAUAAUAAUAAUAAUAAUAGCACUGUUUCAGGCAGUGCCAUUAAACAACAUUUAAAUAAAUCAACAUUUUCCACAAGUGGUACAACAUUAACUUCAUCAUCAGAUGCAAUCUUACUUCCAGAGGAUAAAGUUCCAAUGAGUGUAUACCUUCGUAUUCGUCCACUCUCUAAAAAAGAAAUUGAAUCAAAAGAAUCAAAUUGUUUCACUGUUUUAAAUACAACCUCUGUAUCUAUCAAAUCAUCAAGAUCUGAUUCUGAUUCAAAUAAAUUUUCAUUUUCUUCGGUUUUACCACCAAAUACAACUCAACCACAACUAUUUAAAACUAUUACACAUCCAUUAAUUCAAUCAUUUUUAACUGGUCAUAAUGUACUAUUAUUGGCAUAUGGUGUAACAAAUGCUGGUAAAACUUAUACAGUUAGUGGAAGUAAACGUAAUCCUGGUAUUAUUCCAAGAUCAUUAGAUUUAAUUUUCAAAAGUAUUCCAAAUAAUUGUUUAAAAAAAACUGAAAAUUUAACAUUAAGUAAUAAUAAUAAUAACAGUACCAAUAAUAAUAGUAAAGAUUCAAAAGAUAUAUUAGCUGAUUCAAGUGAUGAUGAAUAUACAAAAGUUGAUAAUAUUGAUUCAAGUGAUGAAGAUGAUUCAAAUGCUAAAAUUAAUAGUAACCUAUUAGAAUCAUUUUCAACAACAAAUACUACAGCUACAACAAAUGCAGCAGCAGCGGCAUCAUCAACAACAGCAACAUCCAAUGGUGAUGUAAUUCAAAUAUCAGACCAAUUUAAUUACUCAAUUUGGAUAUCAUAUUAUGAAAUUUAUAAAAAGAAUAUAUAUGAUCUUUUAGAUGAUUCACCAUCAUCAAAGAAAAAACAAUCAUUAAAGAUUGAAUCUGAUAAUUCGGUUGUUAAUAUUAAAGGUUUGAAAGAGAUAUUGGUAUCAAGUGUAGAGGAUGCACGUGAUAUUGUUGAACAAGGUGAAUCCAAUAGAAAAGUUGGUGGCACUAAAUUGAAUGCCACAAGUAGUCGUAGUCAUGCAGUACUCACAAUUAAAUUAUUUACAUCACCACGUCAUAUACCGAAAUCCGAUAUUCAUCCAUCCCAAAUUCGUUGUAGUAAACUUUGUAUCAUUGAUUUAGCUGGUAGUGAACGUGCAUCACGUACUGAAACCACUGGUGAAACUUUUAAAGAAGGCUCAAGUAUUAAUACAUCUUUAUUCACACUUGGUAAAUGUAUUGAAGGUUUAAAACAACAAGCAUUACAACAACAACAACAACAACAACAACAUUCAUCAAAAAGACAAUCAAUCCAUCAUAGUAAUCCAAUACCAUGGAGAGAAUCUGAUUUAACUAGAAUUUGUCAAGAAUAUUUUUGUGGUAAUGGUAAAGCAUCAAUGAUUGUAAACGUUUCACCAAGUUCAUGUGAUUCUGAAGAAACUCUAAAUGUUUUACGUUUUUCUGCAAGUGCAAAAGAAAUUACAACUCUUUCAAAAAUUAAACCAAUGGUUUUUCUACCACCACCACCAACAACACCUUCAAUUUCUUUAAAAAAAAGAAAAUCAAUGGAACAACCAAUAAAUAAUAAUAAUAAUAAUAAUAAUAAUAAUAAUAAUAAUGCAUAUUACAAUAUAACACAACUUCAAAAUUCUGUAAAUGAAAUUAAAAAGAAAAUUCAUUUAGAUAAUUUAUUAGCAGUUGGUCAAUUACCAAUAAGUAAUAAUAAUAAUAAUAACAAUGGUAAAUUUGAUUAUAUAUCAAUGGAAAAAGAUCAAUUAUUAGAUCAAAUUCAAAUUUAUCAAAAGAAAUUAUCAAAUUAUGAAAUAAAAUUUGUUGAAUCAGAGGUAACAUUACGUGAAGAAUUUAAUAAUGAAUUAAUAAAGAAUUAUAUAGAAUUGGAGAAUCAAUAUAAGGAGAGAUUAGUUAAAGAAUCUCAAUUAAUUCAUGAUAGAGUUCAAAGUAAAUUAUCAUUAAUUAAAAAUGUAAAUAUUAAUCAAACUAAUAAAUUAAAUUGUAAAAUUGAAAAAUUGGAAUUACAACUAGAACAACAACAACAAAAAACCAUGGAAGCUAAUAAUAAAGCUUUGGUUAUUGUACCACAAACUAAUAAAAGAACUGAUGAUGAAUGGAUAAUUGAAAUCACUGAAGUUCAAACUGAAAGAGAUAAUAUUCAAAAUAAAUUAAAUUCUAUACUUUUUGAAUUGGAUGAACAAAGACAACAUAAUCAAUUCUCUCUUGAAAGAAUCCAACAAUUUACAUUACAAACUGAACAAUUGGAAAUUGAAAGAGAGAAUCUACUAACAGAGAUUGAAUCUAUGCAAUCCAAAGGUCAAGAAUUAAUUAAAUUGAGAGAAUUGGAAAUGAUGCAAUUAAAAGAAUCAAUGAAUUCCGAUGCUCAAAAAGAUCGUGAAAAUUUAGAGAUUCAACAUAAUUUUGAAACUUCAAAUCUAAAUAAUCAAUUACAAAUGGAAAGACAAGAGAAACUACAAAUUAUUGAAGAAAUGAGAAUGUUGAAAUUAGAAUUACAGCAAUUUAAAUCAAAUCAAUCAAUUGAACAACAAAGAAAUAAUAAUUUAAUUAAAAAUCAAUAUUAUAAUCAUAAUCAUCCAACAGCAGCAACAGCAAUGACAACAACAACACCACCAAUAAUGUCAACACCACCAAUAAUGUCAACACCAAUAAAGAUUUCAUCAGUUGGUAAAUUUAAAGCAACACCAUCAAAAUCAUUAAUUAAAAAUAUACUUGGUGCUCAUUCAAAUUCUCCAUUUAAAAAUGCAAAUAUUGAAAGUUCAGUUGGUGGUGGUUUUAAAGUUCAAUUGAAUAUUCCAGGAUCACCAAUUCAAUUAGCACCUGGUACUCCAAACUCUAUUCAAUCUCAAACUCCUGAUCGUCCAAUACUAGAUCCAAAUCAAUAUAGUGAUAGUGGUCUAUUGAUGCAAGAGAUCGAUGAUGAUGACUAUUUAAAUAUUACUGGUGGUGGUAGUGCUAAUGAUGGUAAUUGGACCGAUAUAAAUGUAAAUGAUGAUAGUGCCUCUGAAUAUGAUGAUCUUAACUCCUCUUCAAAAUCUUUCACUAAAAAACCAAAGAAAACUAAAUCCUUUGGCACCAUAAAAAGAAUUAAAGCAGUCGCUAUGAUCCCUGCUAAUAUCGCUUCCUCUGCUUUAAAUUCUAGUACUACAAAUAUUGAUGAAAAAGAAAAAUUAGAAAAAUUAGAAAAAUUGGAAAAAGAAAAAGAAAGACUAGAAAAAGAAAGAUUAGAAAAAGAAAAAGAAAAAGAAAGAUUAGAAAAAGAAAGAGAAAAAGAAAAAGAAAGACUAGAAAAAGAAAGAGAAAGAUUAGAAAAAGAAAAAGAAAAAGAAAGAGAAAGAUUAGAAAAAGAAAGAGAAAAAGAAAAAGAAUCAAAACCAAAAGUUGUUAAAAAAACUACAUCCUCUUCUUCUAUUAUAUCUAAAAAACCUUCCUCAAAAACAACUUCUUCUUUAACCAAUAAUAAUAAUAAUAAUAAUAAUAAUAAUAAUAAUAAUAAUAAUAAUAAUAAUAAUAAUAAUAAUAAUAAUAAUAAUAAAUCAAUUUCACCAAUUAAAACUGUACAAUCACCAAACUCACCAUCUCCAACUAAACUUCAACCACAUUCAUCACCAAAUACAAACGCUAAAGAAUAUUUUAAUCUUAUGAAUCCACAAGUAAUUAUUCAUUUUAGAGAACCAGAAACCAAUUUUGUACCAUCUGUCACUGCCAAUACAACAACUUCAACUUCAACCUCAACCUCUAAAAGCUCAAAGAAAACUUUAGACUCUUUAAAAGAUACUCCUAAAAAGAUUGCAAAUAUUUUCUCUUCAAAAUCUUCAAAAGAAAAAGAAGCUUCCACCUCUAGUAAAUCCUCUUCAAAAAUUAGUUCUUCAACAUCAACCACUUCAACAGCUCCAAAACUAAAGAGAUUUGCAGCAAUUACUGCAAGUCAUUCAAUUGAAAAUGGUUCAGAAUCUUCACCCAUUGAAGUUGACACUCCACCAAGAAUAACUAAAAAACCUCCAGUACCAAUUGUUUCAAAGGUUUCAUCUAAAAAAGUUUCUUCCUCCUCCUCCUCCACUUCCUCCUCCUCUUCUUCUGCCGCCACUAUUAAGAGAGUAAGAAAAAUUGUAAAUGAAAAAAAGAAUUAUUUAGAAGAUGACGAUGAUGAUGUUAUAACCAAAAUGGCAACAGAAACUCCACGUAAAACUUUAGGACUAAGACCUCGUAAUUUGAUUUCACAACCAAUCCAAUUUAGGUAG
Molecule: messenger RNA, 4500 nt
Organism: Dictyostelium discoideum AX4
Lineage: Eukaryota; Evosea; Eumycetozoa; Dictyosteliales; Dictyosteliaceae
Gene: kif12
Product: kinesin family member 12
Exons: 3
Coding region: 1-4500 (1499 amino acids)
Biological process (GO): microtubule-based movement
Cellular component (GO): nucleus; spindle; cytoskeleton
Molecular function (GO): microtubule motor activity; ATP binding; microtubule binding
Source: RefSeq, a predicted model, not a curated record